AUGAUUUCAGUUUUCCAAGUCGAACCCCAAUGGCUCAUGUCUUUAACGAAGCGUUACGGAACCGACAAACCAAUCCGCAUCGCACCAACUCUGCUGCUCUUCCCACAACCCGCUGCUAUCAAAGAAAUAUACUGGGACCUGAAAUUCAACACGAAAGCCCCACUUUACGGAACCGGAGCGUUGGGGCCGCCGCACUUGUUCUCUACCAUCGAUGGAGACGAACAUAGGGCACUGAGGAAAGCACUUGGAGGCCAGCAGUGGACCAUCGGAGGAUUGAAGAAUGCUUGGGAGCCCAGGAUUGACCAACUCAUCCAACUCUUCGUGCGCAGAAUGACCGAACGGGCGGAGAGGGGCGAAAGCGUCGUCAUCUCGGACAAAGUAGCGUACGGCAACCCCAUGGAGUUUGCCGCCGAUAUCAUGACGAUGCUCUCCUUCACGGAGCCCUGGGGCUUCGUACACAACAGCCGCGACGAGCGCCACAUGCUACACAGCUGGCGUGAAGGCCUCGACUUCUUCGGCUUCGUCGGCCGCUUCCGCUGGUUCCGCGACGUCGUCAUGAAGACACGCUGGGGCCUGUACUUCCUCCCCAGCGUGAGCGACGAUGACGGCAUGGGCUUCCUGAUGAGCCAAGCGGACAAGCACGUCACAGACCGCGAGAAACGCAUAGAGAACGAAGGCUUCACACAGGAGAAGCCAGACUUCCUGCAGUACUGCCUAACCGCCCGCAACCCCACCACUAACGCGCCCCUCACCCCCUCCCAAAAACGCGCCCACAUCACCCUCCUCAUCCAAGCCGGCGCCGACACGACCGGCACCGCCCUAGGCAGCACCCUGCGCUUCCUCCUCACGCACCCGUCCUGCCUCGCCCGCUGCCGCGCCGAGAUCGCCUCUGCCUCCGCCCGCCACCUCUUAUCCGACCCCAUCCAAUUCGACCAGACGCGCGCGCACCUGCCCUUCUUCGUCGCCUGCAUCAAGGAGAGCCUGCGCCUCAACCCGCCCGCGACGAACCUCUUCGCGCGCGUCGUGCCGGCCACUGGGGGUAGUCUUCCCGGAGCGCUGUGGGUGCCGGCGGGCGCGGAGGUGACGAGUAAUGCGUACGUCGUGCAGCGGGAUCCGAGGAUGUAUGGGCCCGAUCCGGAGAGUUUUAGGCCGGGGAGGUGGUUGGUGGAAGAGGGGGAUGAAGUCGGGGCGAGGAGGGUGGCGGAGAUGGAGGCGGCGAGUUUUGUGUUUGGGGUUGGGCCGAGGGUGUGUCUUGGGAAGGAUGUGGCGGUUUUGGAGAUGUGGAAGUUGUUGCCUGAGGUUACAAUCCUCGGCGCAGGAAUCGCCGGCAUGUCCAUUGCCAGCCAGCUUCCCAAAGGCCACGAAGUUACCAUCGUCGCACGCGACCUGCCCGGAGAUCCUGACUCCUUCACCUGGACCAGUCCAUGGGCGGGCGCCAUCUGGCUGGGCAUGGACGACUCGCCGCCGAGAGAGCAGAAUAUGCAGCUCGAAGCCUUUGCGCACAUGUGGAAGCUCGCAAUGGCUCACCCGGAAAGCAGCGUAAAGAAGCCAGAGGACAUGUGGUACCAUGGAAAGAUGCCGGGGUUUCGUGUCAUGUCCAAAGACGAGCUUCCCGAGGGGGUAGCGCACGGGAUCUCCUAUCAUAGCUGGGUUCUGACACCCCCGGUCUUUCUUCCCUGGUUGCGCUCGCAGUUGGAAGGGGCUGGCGUGACGUUCAAGCGUGUCAACGUCCGGUCGCUAGCGGAUUUAAGCGGGAUGGGGCAUGAUAUCCUCAUCAACGCCACAGGUUGGGGAGCUCGAUUCCUGAGUGAUGUGGCAGAUGAGAACGUCGAGCAAGUGCGCGGUCAGACUGUGCUCGUGAAGACUGAUUACGACAAGAUAUGGACCCGACGCGGCAAGGACUACACGUAUGUCAUACCCAGGGGCGAUGGGACGGCUGUACUAGGCGGUAUAAAGCAAUUUGGAAACACCGAUACAUCGGUGGAUUCUGGUCUCAGGGCCGAUAUAUUUCGUCGCGUUCAUGAGGGCCUCCCGAAGAUUUUCCCAGAAAAUCCAUCAGAUUUCAAGGUCGUUCGCGACAUCGUGGGGAUCCGGCCUCAGAGAAAGACAGGAGUCCGAGCGGAGAGAGAAGAUAUCAAUGGCCAAACAGUAGUCCACGCAUAUGGAGGUGGGUACGUGUAUAGCUUUGGGCUGGCUCGGGAAGUUGCAAAGCUGGUGGACGAAAUAGAGCUGGAGGUUUCAAAGGCAAAGCUGUAA
Molecule: messenger RNA, 2256 nt
Organism: Lasiodiplodia theobromae
Lineage: Eukaryota; Fungi; Ascomycota; Dothideomycetes; Botryosphaeriales; Botryosphaeriaceae
Product: Cytochrome P450
Exons: 13
Coding region: 1-2256 (751 amino acids)
Molecular function (GO): D-amino-acid oxidase activity; FAD binding; heme binding
Source: RefSeq, a predicted model, not a curated record